CAGGCGGAAAAUCUUGCGGAGCUCCAGCCCAGCAGCACCAGCAGCACCAGCAGCAGCAGGGCAGAUCCUGGUUCCACCCACCGGGACUUUCCUGGCUUCCUCCAGCAGGGAGCGGGGGGAGAGGAGCGCUGGGAGGCAGGAGCGGCCGGGCAGCGCGGGGAGCGCGGCUCCUGCCGGGUUUCUACUGUAGGCGGUGCAUUCCUCGGGAGGGAGGGAGGCACUGCGUGUGCGCCGGUGCCUUCCCACACUCGGCACAGCUCUUAUUUAAUGGGGGUCUCCAUGCAGGGCAGGAGCCACAGGAGGUUUGGCGGUGCCCGGCUCCCUCGCAGGACGAGCCCGGCGCUGCUGCCAUGGAGAGCGCGGUGGAGAUGGGCGCGGAGGCUGCGGGCAGCGGGCACGGAGCCGGGAUGCUGCUCCGCCAGGACCUGCGGAGGAUCCGCUGCGCGCUGCUGCUCUGCCUGCUGGCCGUGCUGCUGCUGAUGCUGCCCACCGCCUACCUGCUGCUCGGGAACCUGCGAGCCAACAGCUCCUGCGGCCAGGUCACAGAGGAGAGGGGCUCUCACUUUCUGAAGCAAAGAGCAGUGGCUGCUGUUACAGACACACUUUCCAGUGCAGAGAAGCCACGAGCUCACCUGACAGUGAAGAAGCAGGACCUGGCCAGCGCCGCGGGGAGCCACCUGCCCAUCCUGCAGUGGGAAGACAAGCGAGGCCUGGCCUUCACCAAGAACAACCUGAGCUACUCCAGCAACGCCCUGGUGAUUCCUGUGUCCGGGGACUACUACGUGUACGCUCAGGUCACCUUCCGAGGGCCCGUGGAGAGCAGCCACAAGGCCAGCUCUGUCACUGAGGUCAUCACCAAGGUCACUGACAGCUACCCCGAGCCCACCCAGCUGCUGACGGGCACCAAGACCCUCAGUGAGAACGGCAAUGGUUGGUUCCAGCCCAUCUACCUGGGCGCUGUUGUCUCCCUGGAGGUGGGAGACAAGCUGAUGGUCAACGUGAGUGACAUCAAGCUGGUGGAUUACACCAAGGAGCACAAAACUUUCUUUGGGGCCUUUCUGCUGUAGGGCUCUGGCCUGCGGCGGCUGGUGGGGGAUCCCUCCAGGGUCGUCGGGGGGAUCUUGUUGGAUUUUGGCUUUGUGGGCGCGUGUUGGGGUGAGAUGUCUGCUGUUUGCCUCCUCCUCCUCCUCCUCCUUCUUCUUCCUCUGUGCCAUCACUCCCCUGCAGCUCGCUAGAGCCUUAAUUUAAUGGGUAGGGAAAGGUGAAGCUGCAGGUUGGA
Molecule: messenger RNA, 1279 nt
Organism: Pyrgilauda ruficollis (rufous-necked snowfinch)
Lineage: Eukaryota; Metazoa; Chordata; Aves; Passeriformes; Passeridae
Gene: TNFSF15
Product: TNF superfamily member 15
Exons: 4
Coding region: 351-1067 (238 amino acids)
Biological process (GO): immune response
Cellular component (GO): membrane
Molecular function (GO): tumor necrosis factor receptor binding
Source: RefSeq, a predicted model, not a curated record